AUGGGUUUUCUCCAAUGCAUUGCCCUUACCCGUCACUUCAAUCCCACAUCGAUAGAAGAGAAGAACUUACGUUGGGUUGAUAAAGUCCUGAAACAGCUCAGCCAAUCGCCGAGCUCAGUAACGUGGGCUUGUGAUCCGAGUGGAGGCAUUAAGGUGAUGGAACAUUGGGUCAAACCGGAUGGUAGGAUUCGGUGCUGCAAUUGCUGGUCCGCCCGAUCCAAGCAUAGAGCUGAACCACGCUGCUCCGGCGAAGGCUGGAGUGUCAUGGCUCCUAGAGAGGAGGGCAACGCGUAAGGCUGGCUUCACAGAGCAGCGAGAACCUCCCGCUCCAUGCGGUGGAUGGAAAACGGGUCAGAGCGCGCUUAAUCCAAAAUUGCCUGACGGAACGACACCAAUUGGACCAUCACCUUUUGUAAUUUUUUUCCCCCAAUAUCUUUCUAUAAACAGCCAUGGCCACCGGAGAGCUUGCUGGGUUCUCUCUCUCUCACAGUUUGUGGGUUUUCUCUGGUUUGUCAGGUGGAUGGGUAAUUUUUUGC
Molecule: messenger RNA, 536 nt
Organism: Ilex paraguariensis (yerba mate)
Lineage: Eukaryota; Viridiplantae; Streptophyta; Magnoliopsida; Aquifoliales; Aquifoliaceae
Source: the annotation of a GenBank genome assembly